AUGACGGACUAUUCGAGCUGGAAAGUUACCGAUUUGAAGGCUGAGCUGAAACGACGCGGCAUUCCCCAGACUGGCCUAAGAGUCAAGCAGAAUUUCAUUGAUCGACUGCUUCAAGCAGAUUCCACAGGACCGCCCGAACCGUCCACCGAAGCUCCUCCCUCCAGCGGCCCCCCUGAAGAACAUGCGCAGGAACCGAAAGAACCUGUUGAAUCAACUCAAGAUGUGACUGUCAACGAGCAAAAGCCAUUCAGUGUACCGGAUCGGGUCCCUGAAAAAUCUGGACCGGAAGGACAAGCAACCGCAGAAGCAUCGGAACCUGCGUCGCGUGGUCCAACUGAGGAUAUUGUGAUGAAAGAUGAAGUGGAGGGAGUAAAAGUUGCUCAGGGCUCGUCCCUCGAAGCGAAGGAACCGGGUCAAGAACCCGAGACACAAAAUUCAGCGCAGUUACAGGAAUCUGUGACAGAGCCAGCGGAAACCGAGACCGCGGCACCUGUUUCUGCCACCUCUCAAGAACCAGAACCUGUUAUUAAGGCCCCUUCUGAAGAGAAAACCGAUUCGAGAGAGCAUUCUGUAGAAGACUCCCGGAAACGGAAAAGGCGAAGUCAGAGCCCUCCCCCGUCACCUAAAACCUCCUCUUUGAAGAAAGCUAAAGCUGAGGGUGGAUUUCCGAGGGCUGUAUUGGGUGAGGAUGUCCAGGCUGAGAAGCCUGUCGCUUCUGAGGAAAUUGCUCCCCCAGAAGACGCAAAGAUGCAAGGUGUGGGCCCCGAGGUAUCUGAAGGCCUUGAGGAGCAAAAACCCGCGCCCCAGCCCGAACCGGCUACCCACAAAGAAGGUAACGAGGCCACAGAAACAGCUACUGUAACCCAAGGCGAACCCGAUGCCGAUAAAACGGAGGAGCAGCACGUCAGCAAGCAAGUGGCCGGAGAUGCUCGUUUCAAGGAUUUGUUCCCCGUCGUAAAUGGUGGUCAACCACGCUCCUCAUCUCCUAAAGCUCUAGCAGGAGAGGAAGAUGAAGAUCGCGUUGUGUCGCCCGCGCUUCACCCAGCAACAACAUCUUUGUACAUACGCAAUUUCAUGCGCCCUUUACAGCCUACAGUCCUCAAAAAGCAUCUUGCGUCCCUUGCAACUCCGCCGACUUCGUUAGUUGACCCUGAUAUCGUUCUUGAUUUCUUCCUGGACUCCAUAAAGACACAUUGCUUUGUUACUUUUAAAAACGUUUCCGCAGCCUCUCGGGUUCGCUCUGCACUUCAUGGAACCAUUUGGCCUGAUGAGCGAACACGAAAACCUCUCUGGGUUGAUUUCAUCCCCGAAGAGAAAGUCAAAGAAUGGAUCGGAAUUGAACAGGAUUCAGGCAGUGGCGCGAGAGGGGCUCCACGUUGGGAAGUUGUCUACGACGAGGCCGAGGAGGGUAUUACAGCUUCCCUCCAAGAAGUCGGGCCUGCAAACCAAGUUCCAGCUCUCCAUCAUCGUGAUCCUGCUCAAAACCUAGGUCGGGAACCACCGUUAGGUCCCCGUGCAACACACGGUCCUAUGUUUCGGGACAACAAAGCCGCUGCACCGCCAGCUGCGCCCACUAGAUACGCAGGAGAGGGCUUCAAGGCACUUGAUGACCGGUUCCUCUCCACAGCUGCGAAGCCGAAACUAUAUUAUCAACCUGUCCCACUAGAGGUAUCGGAAAAGCGACUGGAUCGGUUUGCGGAUCUUUACCGGGCUGGACCUAAACCCCGACGUGGAACUGAUGAGAUGCGAAAAUAUACUUUCGAAGACACAGAUUUUUUCGUGGACAAGGGUCCGGAAUAUGGAAGCCGUGGACGGAGGAGGGGUGGCAGGGGUGCACGGUUUAGGGACCGAGGAGAUUUUAGAGAUAGUUGGCGCUGA
Paracoccidioides brasiliensis Pb18 is the source of this 1878-nucleotide messenger RNA. RefSeq lists its product as uncharacterized. Gene Ontology annotation, molecular function: nucleic acid binding. The transcript has a single exon. The record is from RefSeq and is a predicted model, not a curated record. The coding region runs from base 1 to 1878 and encodes 625 amino acids.